This is a messenger RNA of Neocloeon triangulifer, 2605 nucleotides long. RefSeq names its product probable glutamine--tRNA ligase (gene GlnRS). Gene Ontology annotation, biological process: translation; glutaminyl-tRNA aminoacylation. Gene Ontology annotation, cellular component: cytosol; aminoacyl-tRNA synthetase multienzyme complex; cytoplasm. The record is from RefSeq and is a predicted model, not a curated record. The coding region runs from base 186 to 2495 and encodes 769 amino acids. The transcript has 13 exons. Lineage: Eukaryota; Metazoa; Arthropoda; Insecta; Ephemeroptera; Baetidae. Gene Ontology annotation, molecular function: ATP binding; glutamine-tRNA ligase activity.
UCGCGCGCUCCCGAACGAGCGGCGUACACACGUGAAACAAGGUCCUUUUGGUUUUUGCUGAAAUUUCAUAAAAGGCCUGCGAAAGGUUGAAAGGCGAGGAAAUUAGCUGAUGCAAAACGUCGUGACCCGUUCAUCAGUUGCUGCAACAUCACCAGAUUCACCAGACAGAUCCUAUUCCUAACAAGAUGCCGGAGGAGACGGACAUAGAACUCUUUGCCAAAAUCGGCCUCAGCGAGCAGAAAAUCAAAGAGACUGUCAAAAACAAAGUUGUCACCGCAAACUUGCGAACUGCAAUUUCUGCGACAAGCAACGCUAGCAGCAGCAAUGGGGCUCUUUUGUACCAUCUGGCUUCCAAAAUCAAGGCACAAAUCACUCAGCACAUUGGGCUCGUGGCAGCUUACAUUGGCGAUGGAAAAUUGGAUUCUACUCUGAGAAUUGAUGCUGCCCUGGAGUAUCUUCUGGCAAAUCCAAAUUCAGUAGACAAAUCUAAGUUGGAACAAGCGGCAGGUGUUGGAAUUGUGGUCACUCCGGAACAGAUUGAAAAUGCCGUGGAGGGGGCCUUGAAAAAGCACCAAGAAGCUUUGAUUGAAAAAAGGUAUCGAUACAAUACUGGACUGAUCAUGCAGGAUGCAAGAGCAAAGCUCAACAAGUGGGCCGACGGAAAGGCGCUGAGAAGCGAGGUUGAUUUACAGGUUUUGAACUUACUUGGCCCAAAGACUGAUGAGGAUCUAGCUCCAGCUCCAAAGCAGAAUGACAAAAAGGCUGCAAAACCACCAAAGGAAAAGAAACCUGAAAAAUCAGCAGCGGAGGCACCUGCUGAAAAACUCACUAUGGCCGAGUUUCUGAAAACAAAAGUGUUUUUCCACAAACCAGGAGAAAAUUACAAAACUGAUGGAUAUGUUACCACUCCAAAAACCAUGGAGCUUUUAAAGGAACACCUGAAAAUCACAGGAGGAAAGGUACGAACAAGGUUUCCUCCAGAGCCGAAUGGAAUUCUGCAUAUUGGGCAUGCCAAAGCAAUCAACAUUAAUUUUGGCUAUGCAGCUGCACAUGACGGCAUUUGCUUUUUGCGUUAUGAUGACACCAAUCCUGAGAAAGAGGAGGAAAAGUUCUUUGUCGGCAUCAAAGACAUGGUCGAAUGGCUAGGGUACAAGCCUUACAAGAUUACGCACAGCUCAGACAAUUUCCAGCAGUUGUAUUUAUGGGCUGUGGAGUUGAUCAAGAAAGAUUUGGCCUAUGUUUGCCAUCAGAAACCGGAAGAGCUGAAAGGUUUCAACCCUCCUCCAUCUCCCUGGAGGACCAGACCGGUCGAAGAAAGCCUGCAGUUGUUUGAGGACAUGAAAAACGGUAAAAUUGGAGAGGGUGAAGCAACCCUGAGGAUGAAAGUGACCUUGGAAGAGGGCAAGCAGGACCCAGUGGCUUACAGAAUUAAAUUCCUGCCGCAUCACCGCACUGGCAGUGAGUGGUGCAUCUACCCCACCUACGACUACACCCACUGCCUUUGUGAUUCAAUUGAACACAUCACCCAUUCACUUUGCACAAAGGAAUUCCAGUCUAGGCGCUCAUCUUAUUACUGGCUUUGCAAUGCGUUGGAGGUGUACUGCCCUGUCCAGUGGGAGUAUGGAAGACUCAACAUCAACUACACUGUCGUCUCAAAAAGAAAAAUUGCAAAAUUGAUUGAUAUGAAGAUUGUGAAUGAUUGGGAUGACCCUCGACUUUUCACACUCACUGCUUUGCGCCGCAGAGGUUUUCCUUCUGAGGCCAUCAACAACUUCUGUGCCCAAAUGGGUCUCACUGGCGCUCAGGUGGUGGUGGACCCUCAAGCUCUAGACGCCAGUGUUCGAGAUGUCCUGAAUGUAACGGCUCCGAGAUGCAUGGUUGUCCUUGAGCCUCUAGCUGUCUCGAUAACUAAAUUCCCUGCAAAGGGACCAAUCAGUUGUGAUGUGCCUAAUUUCCCCAAUGAACCUGCGAGAGGCAGUCACAAAGUGCCUUUUGCCAGUGAUCUUUUCAUCGAGGCAUCUGACUUUAAAGAGAUCCCUGAAAAAGGCUAUCGACGUUUAGCGCCUGGCCAGUCUGUGGGCCUUCGUCACACUGGCUAUGUGAUCACCCUGAAAAAAGCAGUCAAGGACGGCAGUGGAAACAUUACUAAACUGGAAGUUGAGUGUGUGGAGGCAGACAAAGUUGAAAAACCCAAAGCCUGGGUUCAUUGGGUUUCAAAUCCAAUCAAAGUGGAAGUUCGUCUCUAUGAUAGAUUAUUUCAGCACAAAAAUCCUGAAGACCCUAAUGAAGUGCCCAGAGGAUUCUUGAGUGACUGCAAUAAAGAUUCCCUCACCAGUAUCACUGCUCUGGCUGACGUUUCUGUUAAAAAUGCAAAGGUUUAUGACAAGUUCCAGUUUGAACGACUUGGCUUCUUCUCUGUAGAUCCAGACUCUAAGAGAGAACAGCUGGUAUUCAACAGAACUGUCACUCUCAAAGAAGAUGCUGGAAAAUUUUAAUGAUUGGUAUCCUAAAGUGUAUUAAAUUUGCCACUUUGGAAACUUUUAUUAUUUAUUUUAUACUUACACUGAAGCAUGAGCAAUAAAUUAAUGAUGUAAAUUUAAGAAAA